Molecule: messenger RNA, 3382 nt
Organism: Limanda limanda (common dab)
Lineage: Eukaryota; Metazoa; Chordata; Actinopteri; Pleuronectiformes; Pleuronectidae
Gene: gmip
Product: GEM interacting protein
Exons: 21
Coding region: 150-3254 (1034 amino acids)
Biological process (GO): signal transduction; activation of GTPase activity; negative regulation of GTPase activity
Cellular component (GO): plasma membrane
Molecular function (GO): GTPase activator activity
Source: RefSeq, a predicted model, not a curated record
AGCUGCAUGGUAAUGAUUUACCAUCAGUGUGUCGGUGCAUGUGUGCACUGCAGGACACGUUUCCUGCCUCCUCCCGUUGUGCAGUGAGACCCGGGGUGUAGAGGAUGUGCGAGUGGCGUUGAUAGGGGUCAGUGCUGAACAGAUCAGAGAUGGAAGAAGAGCAAGUGUCGAGCCAGGAGUCCUCCCAAGCCCCAGACGUGAAAAGAGUGCAUUGUAAAUCUGAAACCAAGCGAUACAGCGAGAUCUUCCGAGACUUUGAUAAUCUCGAUUUAUCUUUGGUCUCUUCAACAGCGGAGGAUUACCUGGAGGACAUCGACUCUCUGUCCAUCCCAGAAUCCAUCACCACAGACUGCACAGAGCUCCUGGACCAACAUGACGCGUCUAGUGAAGAUGCGUUUUGUCCUCAGAUACGCUCUGAAGCCGGUGAACCAGAUGGAAACCCGUCAGCCCAGGAAGCCGACCUGGCCCUCUGCCGCUGUGGCGAAGGCGUGGAGACGGCGCUGCAGUACGCCAAAAUGUGGUGCCGCUACGCCAAAGACCUGCUGGCCUGGAUGGAGAAGAGAAUCAGCUUGGAACAAGAAUUUGCAAAAAAUGUGAUAAAGACAGCCGAGGGAGCGAAAGCCAACGUGACACAGCAGGAAAUGAUGCCUCUGCAGUACAUCUACACCAUGGCGCUGGAGCAAGACGUCAAGAACAGCGUGUCCUCGAGGAAAACCUCCGACCUGCUGCACAACCGCUGUUACCAGGCCAUGGCUGCCAAGAAGAAUGAGAUCGACAAGUGGCGCCGAGAGUUUAAGGAGCAGUGGGCCAGAGAACAGAGGAGGAUGAACGACGCAGUGACAGCUUUUAAAAAGGCUCGGCAGCUCUACUUCCAACGCUGCGAUGAGCUGGAAAAGGCUAAAGCUGUCACUGCUAAAGCUUUGGACGACACCGCUGGAUUCAAAACCCUGGACAAGAGGAGGAAGUCCAAAGAUGACGCCAAGGCCAAGGUGCUGGAGGCAGAGGCUCUGUACAGACAGUGUGUGAGCGACGCCAAGAUCCACCAGGAGGAGCUAGUGAGGGUCAAAGAGAAAAUUAUAUCUCACAUGCGCAAACUCAUCUGUCAGGGAGACAACGUGCUGAAGGAGGCCACCGUCAACAUGUUUUAUUACCAGCGUCAGCAGACGGAGGCCGUUCCCCUCGGCUACCACAACCUGGAGGUGACCUGCCGCGCCCUGGAGCCCGGCGAGCCGUACCUGCUCUACGUCCUCAGCAAGCGUCGCCCGGAGCAACCGCUCCAAGUCUUCUCCUUCCAGGAGUACGUCCCCCAGUGCAAAGGGAACAAACGAAAAACCAGCUCUCAGCAGGACUCCUCUCAGAUGACGGAUGAUAGUCCUAGAAGAGCCAGCGAUGGCAGGAAAGCAGGGCACAGCGACAGUGAGAGUUUCGGCGGCAGCUUAGAAUCUCUCUCCAGCCCUGCUCACAGUAACAGGAGGUUACCUAAAGUGCCAUCCACUUUGACUUUGUCCUCGGACGACCUGGAUGAGCGCGAUGUGCCACCAGAAUCAGAGUGCCUUGAUGGUCAGCCGUUCAGAGUGCGCGUGCCCUCCCGAGCUGCACUGACUCACCGACUCAGGAAGAUGAAGAGCAAGAUGGUGAAAUGCAAACAGUGUGACACCUACAUUGUUGUCAAUGGGGUCGAUUGUGAGGAGUGCGGCGUGGCUCUGCACAGGAAGUGCAUGGAGGUGUGUCAGCUGGAGUGCGAGAACAGGAGAGGCACGGUGUUCGGCGUGGACCUGUCUCUGCUGCCGCGGGACCGGCCGGACCAGGUGCCCUUCGUGGUGCUGCGCUGCACGUCUGAGAUCGAGAGCCGGGCUCUCUCCGUCCAGGGGGUGUAUCGGGUGAGUGGGUCCAAGCCUCGAGUCCAGAAGCUCUGCCAGGCCUUCGAGACGCACAAGGAGCAGGUGGACCUCUCCGACAUCUCACCGCACGACAUCACAUCCAUCCUCAAGCACUUCCUGAAGGAGCUCCCGGAGCCGUUAAUCACCUUUGACCUGUACAACGACUUCAUCACUCUGGGGAAGAGCAUUCUGCAGCUGGGUGAACGGGAGCCGAAGCCACACACUAAUGAGAUCAUGGACGUCAGCAACAACCUGCAGAAGCUUCUACAGAAACUUCCUCUACACUGCUACAGCGUCUUGCAGCAUUUGAUGUCUCACCUACAAAGAGUCUCAGAGUGCUGCGAGAACAAGAUGUCCCCCUGCAAUCUGGGUAUCGUGUUUGGACCGACGCUGAUGCGCCCUCUAGUGUCCACGGACAUGUCAAUGGUUGCUCUGCUGGAGACCAGCUACCAGGCUGCGCUUGUGGAGUUCCUCAUCACGCACCAUGACACGUUCUUUGGCCUUCAGCGGAGACCCGGGACUCCGCCUCCACCAGUCCCCACUGCUCCUCUCCCAGUGACCCCACCCAGGGCCUCCGGCCCCCGGGAUGGGGACGUUUACACCGGCCCUGCACAUGAGAACUCCUCCAGAGAGCGCCCACGCUCACUAGACAGUCGAACAAUCAAGAGAGAGUCAAGCGAGGGUUAUAUAUCUGACAAGUCUUCGUCCAAUGAGGCAGUGGACCAGCUCAGCCCUGAAGCCAAUGAGAGCGCAGUCCUGGCUAUGAGAGGGGGGUCUGCAGAUCAUCAGGGUGGGCCGGUGGGAGUACCAGACUCUGAUUUGGAGACACAACCACGCUAUCGCUUCACGAGACAGCCUGUGAAGUAUCACCGGCACCAGAACCCAGGAAUCCGGCUCUCCAGCCCAGGUGGUGCAGCCAGACAGCCGGCAGAACCAGUGAAGGGAAACCCAGGGAGCGCCGACAGCAGCCGCAGCUCCUCUCCAGAGCCCGCGGCACCGAGACCCCCCCCGAGGUUAGACAUCCACUUUGAGAACACUCACCAGCCCCUCCACACCGGCACUGAGAGUAAAAUGGAUGUUCCACUGAGCCCCCGGGAGGUCGUGCAGUACAUGUUGGGACUGGAUUCAACAUUUGCAUCACCGGGUGCAGCAGCGGGGGGGGCCUGUCAGGAGGAGGCAGCAGCCGGGGGUCAAGCUGCUCUGAACCCGAAUCUGACCAAGAACAGAUCGAGCCCUGGACAGAGUCAGGCUCUCUGUCACCCACCGAAGACUUUUCCUACCGGGCACAACCCGUCCGCCCCGGCCCAGAAGAUCCUGUCGGGUCUGAAGCUGAGACGCUGCCACUCGGGGAAAGACGAGCAGCUCUUUGUCUGAGGAGAGACGGAAAUACACAAUUGACUGUGGGAUACUUUCACAUGCACAGUGGAGAUCCUUGAUACCAAUGCUAUUGUGUGUAAUCAGCAUGUAUGCAUUUAUUAAGAAUAAACUGCUCCUACAUUUUA